AUGAAUCGUUCAAAUCAUCGUUUAUUAUUGGAUGAAAAUGUUGAAACAGAUUUAGCAUCAACAACAAAACAUCAAAAAAAAAUUAGAAAAUGGUAUAUUGAAAAACCCAAAACAAUAUGUGAAGAUGAAAAUUUUAUUGAUAAUAAUAAUAGUAGAAAAACUGAGAAGAUGGAUGAGAGUGAUGAACAACAACAACAACAUCAAGAGGAAAAUGUUUCAAAAAAAAUUGAAUAUUUAUUAAAAAAAAUUAAUGAAAAGAAUGCUGAAUUAUGGUCAACAGAUGAAAUAAAAACAAAAAAUCACAAUAUAAUAAAAAGAGAAGAUUCAAUUUCAUUAAAACCUGGUGAAGAAAAAUUACGACAAACAUUUCAGAAUGCAUUUUUAAAUAAUUCAGAAUCUCAUAAACCACGAUCAAUAUCAAAAUUGAAUUUAUUUGAAGAAAACAAAAUAUCUAGACCAUUAAUUGAUAAAUAUGAACAAAUAAAACAUCAAUUAAAAAAUUUAAAUAACAAAUCUCCAAUCUAUACUACAGUGACACAUUCAUUCAAUAUGUCUGAAAUUAAGAAUUAUAGUUCAAUAAAUUCAUUUAAUUUUCGUCGAAGACCAUCAAAACUUUCCACAUCCUCAUCAAUUAUUGAAAAAGAUGAUCAAAAUAUCAGAUAUCAAUCUGAUGAUAGUGGACGUCGGCGUUGUUGUUCGACUACAAAUGAUGAAUCUGAAUCUCAGUAUUAUGGUUACCAUAGACCCCAUUCAAUGACAUUCGAUAAUGAUAAGGUAAAAUCAAAUGUAUAUCGUCAUAUUAUACCGGUUAUACAUCAACAAUCGAUCAAAUCACCGUCAUCCACAUCAACAUCAUGUUUUGUCACAAAUUUAUUACACAAUGAUAAUUUAUAUUAUCGUAAUGAGAAACCAAUUAAUAAAGACUUAUUGAAAACAAGCAAUAAUUAUGAAGAAGAUAUGUUCAAAGAACAAAAAAUAGAACAACCGUCAUUAUCCCGUAAACCAUCAACUUCUUCAUUAAUUUCUACAUCAUUUGAUUAUAUUCGAAAAAAUUUAACUAAUCCAAAAUCAGCAACACUAUUUUCACCUGAUUCAACAUUAACAAAAUUAUCAAAUUUAAUUUCGGAUAUGAAAACAAAUAAUACGAAUAGUACACGUUCAUUUUUUAAAAGAAAAAAUUCAUUAACAUUGCCAGUAUUAAUUAAUUUAAAUGAUGAUGAUAUGAAUAGAAAAUCAUUGGAUCGACAACGAUCAAUGAGAGCAUAUAGUACAGAGAAAGAAAUGAAUAACAAUCUUGUUCAAAUAUCAUCAAAAUAUGGGUCAGAUUUUUUUUUCCCAAAUACUCAACAUGAAUAUGAUAAUAUUAAUUAUAAUCAAACAACAUCAUCAUCAUUUUGUACAUGUGGUAAACCAUUAUCAUUAACUGAUAAAGCUUGUCAAUAUCCAUCUUGUGAUGAAGAUGAAGUAAAUGAAAAAGAAAUUAAUAAUAAAUUUUAUCGUUCAAAUGUUUCAUUUUUAUAUCGAUCACCACCUUCAACUCCACCUUUACUUCAUCUACCACCAUCUGCUCAAGAUUUAUUAUUCCAUAGUUGUUCUUCUACAUCCUCAUCAUCUGAUACAUCAAUUUUAAAUACUUUUUAUCAUCGUUCAAAAUCAGUACCAUCGAGUGCAUCAUCAUCAUACGAUCAAAGUGGAAGUUUUGAUAAUACAUUAUUAUUUAAUAGUAAAAAAAAUGAAAAUCGUACACGUUCAAAAACUGUUACACCAUUGAUAAUACCUUCUACUUCGACUAUGGCAAUAGCGUCAAAAAGUAUCGAUCCAAUAGCGAUUAAACGACCUGAUGAGAUCGAAAUAAUUCCAAAAGUCGAUUGUAUACUAGCAGAGAAUGAAAAUAAUGUUAAUGAGUCGAAUAAUGGUACAUCGAUACCACCAUCUAGUUCUGUAACGACUACAGCAUUAUUAAAAUCGAUAAAAACGUCAAUAGAUGCAAUGAAAAAACGUUUAAGAUAUAUCAGAAGAUUUUCAGAGGUGAGAAUUUUGUAUUAA
Didymodactylos carnosus is the source of this 2046-nucleotide messenger RNA. The record is from the annotation of a GenBank genome assembly. Lineage: Eukaryota; Metazoa; Rotifera; Eurotatoria; Philodinida; Philodinidae.